AUGACAGAGGGACAGAGUCCGGCGGUGAGCCAGGGUCAAUACCAAUGUCUUCAGCUGUCCAACAAUGAUCGCCAAGACAACAGAACCGGUACAUUCUGUGGACGUAUAUGGGAUGGUUUAUUUUGCUGGGGUGAGACACCAGCUGGGACAUCUGUAACACAAAACUGUCCAGAACAUCCUGACCGGGACCCGACUGAAAAAGUGACCAAAUAUUGUGACAAAUUGGGCAACUGGGUAAAAGAAACUGGUUCCACAUGUCAGCCUGAUUCAAAGGACAAAUUACAGGAAAUCCCCCAUUUUUUGAGGGGCGCUGCAGGAGAGUUGACAACCGUUGAGGCCAUUGAGGAUUACAGAGAAAAAGGCAGCGAUGUUCAGAAAAUGAUCUUUGAGAAUGAAAAGAAAUGCUUCGAGGAAAUGGAGCGAGAUCCUCCCUAUGACAAAUCAGGUCUGUUCUGCAGUCGUAACUGGGAUGGCUGGCUGUGUUGGGACGAUACUGCAGCGGGAACCUACGCCUCCCAGAGCUGCCCAAAUUAUUUUACUGAUUUAGAUCCUGCAGAAACGGUGAUUAAGUUCUGCAGAGAAGACGGGCAAUGGUUUCAUCAUCCAGAGACCAAUAGGAUUUGGGCCAACUAUACACUGUGUGCUACCACCCAUGACAAAAGACAAAGGGAAGUGAAAAUGCUUGAGAAUGAAUACAAAUGCCUCCUGAAGAUAAAUCGAGAUCCACCUCUGAACAAUUCAGGUCUGUACUGCAGAUGGAACUGGGAUGGCUGGCUGUGCUGGGAUGAUACUCCAGCUGGGACCUACGCCUCCCAGAGCUGCCCUGAUUAUUUUUCUGCCUUUGGCCCCACAGCCACGGCAACUAAGUACUGUGGAGAGGACGGCCUGUGGUUUCGCGAUCCAGAGAGCAACAGGACAUGGACUAACUAUACACUGUGUGCUGUCAACACUAUGGAGAAGUUGAAGGUAGCUGCCCAGCUCUCGGGAAGCGCUGAGGAUCAGCCCGCUGAUGAGGCCUCGGUCAGCCCCACAGUUAACCCCCAAGAAGAGGAAAUCAGGCGGAAGAAGAUCCUCGACAGCCAGUACAAAUGCUUUGAGAAAAUGAAUCGAGAUGCACCUUAUAACAAAUCAGGGAUGCACUGCAGUCGUAACUGGGAUGGCUGGCUUUGCUGGGGCGACACUGCGGCAGGAACAUACACGUCUCAAAACUGCCCCAAAUAUUUUUUGGAUUUUGACCCGACAGAAAAGGCCACAAAGUACUGUGGGGAGGAGGGUCAGUGGUUUCGCCACCCGGACACCAACAGGACCUGGUCCAACUACACUCUCUGCAACGAAAACACCAGGGCAAAAUUGAAGUCAGCGUACAUUCUAUUUUACAUGGCAAUCGUGGGUCACGCUUUAUCCAUAGCGUCGCUGCUCAUUUCUCUGGCCAUCUUCUUCUACUUCAGGAGCCUGAGCUGCCAGAGGAUCACCCUCCACAAGAACCUCUUCUGCUCCUAUGUGCUCAAUUCCGCCCUCACCAUCAUCUACCUCGCAGCGGUGGUCAACGAUCCUGAAUUGGUGGGCAGAAACCCGGUUGGCUGUAAGGUGCUACACUUUUUCCACAUGUACAUGCUGGGCUGCAAUUACUUCUGGAUGCUGUGCGAAGGCAUCUACCUGCACACACUCAUCGUGGUGGCUGUGUUUGCAGAGGAGCAGCAUCUGCACUGGUACUACCUCCUGGGCUGGGGCUUUCCACUAGUCCCUGCAUCCAUCCACGCCGUGGCAAGGAAAAAGUAUUUCGACGACAACUGUUGGAUGAGUGUGGAAACCCAUCUGCUCUACGCGGUCCAUGGUCCUAUAGUGGCAGCGCUUCUUGUGAACCUCUUCUUCUUACUAAAUAUCAUAAGGGUGUUGGUGACAAAAUUGAGAGACACGCACCGGGCAGAGUCCAACAUGUACAUGAAAGCGGUGAGAGCCACCCUGAUUCUCGUGCCCCUGCUGGGAAUACAGUUUGUCAUUUUCCCCUGGAGGCCAGAGAACCGGCUGGCGGGGGAGGUCUACGAGUACAUCAUGCACAUACUCAUGCAUUACCAGGGUUUACUGGUGGCAACAAUAUUCUGCUUCUUCAAUGGAGAGGUGCAAGCAACUCUAAAGAGACAGUGGAUGCAGUAUAAGACCCAGUGGGGUCAGAGACGAAAGGACCACUGCUCCAUGCGCUCCACGUCAUACACGGCCACCUCCAUCACCGAGGUCCCUGCCUGCAUGUACCACCACGACUGCAACAGCGAACACUUGAACGGCCGCCACACGGAGGACUCCGAGCUGGUGGCGCUGAAAUCAGGGGAUACAUACGCAUGA
Molecule: messenger RNA, 2340 nt
Organism: Limanda limanda (common dab)
Lineage: Eukaryota; Metazoa; Chordata; Actinopteri; Pleuronectiformes; Pleuronectidae
Gene: calcr
Product: calcitonin receptor
Exons: 20
Coding region: 1-2340 (779 amino acids)
Biological process (GO): adenylate cyclase-activating G protein-coupled receptor signaling pathway; positive regulation of cytosolic calcium ion concentration; cell surface receptor signaling pathway
Cellular component (GO): axon; plasma membrane
Molecular function (GO): calcitonin receptor activity; amylin receptor activity
Source: RefSeq, a predicted model, not a curated record